AUUUAGUUGGACAGUUAGAGCAUUAACAGAGAAGAGCACGUAACGAAUUGUUUUUAAUCUAAGAAAGGAUUUUAAACUUUUAAAAACAAUAGGAUAUCAAAGUACCUGAAAAUUUUGUUUAUACUUAUUUUCCGGGAGCCUUUCUUCUCGUUUUUCUUCUGUUGCUGUUCCCACUGUGUUUGUUAGAAGUUGAGCUCAACAGUUUGGCCAGGGUGAAACUGCUAAAUAAGAUGGAACAUUCGGUGAAAAAGAACCCGGUAUCUUUUCCUUCCAUCGAUAAUUUGAAAAAGUUAAACGAAAAACACAAAGUAGGUUGCAAUGAAGAUGAAUUGGAAGAAUAUCAAAGUAUUAUGAAGAAUACAGUGGCGGCAUAUAAUUUCAUUGAUGAUCAAGAAGUACCUUCGUACGUAUCCAAAUAUGGAGGUAAUCGAGAGUAUGUGCGACCCGAAGGUGAUGAAAACAAAUACAAUGCUUGGUAUGUGAAGUGUAAUAUAGAGGGUGCUAGCAGUGGAAAACUCGCUGGGAAAAGAAUAGCUAUAAAAGAUAACAUAGCUGUAGCUAACAUUCCCAUGAUGAAUGGUUCUAAAGUUGUGGAGGGCUAUAUACCUGAGUAUGAUGCUACUAUCGUGCAAAGGAUUCUGGAAGCAGGUGGAACUAUCUGUGGAAAGACAACUUGCGAAGAUCUUUGUGCUAGUGGAGGUAGCAUCUUUACUGCGUAUGGACCAGUUAGAAAUCCACACAAUACUAAGUGCUCUUCUGGUGGUUCGAGCUCUGGUAGUGCAGUCGUAGUAGCUGUUGGGGAGUGUGAUAUGGCAAUUGGUGGUGAUCAAGGAGGUUCCAUUCGUAUCCCAUCCAGUAACUGUGGUAUCGUUGGUAUGAAACCUACACAUGGUCUGGUACCUUACACUGGAGCAGUGCCUGUCAUUCCCUGCGUUGACCAUUUAGGACCGAUGGCAAAGAACGUAGCAGAUUGUGCUCUUUUACUGGAAGUUAUAGCCGGUUACGAUAAUGGAUUCGACUAUCGUCAACGACCAUUUCAAGUUCCUGAAUAUUCAAAAUUGAUCUUCCCACAUGUAAAACCAUCAAGAAAGCUUAACAUUGGUGUUCUUCAAGAAGGAAUUGAUUUGUGUGCUGAAAAUGUAAAGGAUGUUUUUAAUGCAUCUUUAAAGCAUUUAAAAGAUUCAGAACAUCUUUGUCUUAAAAACACAAGCCUCCCAAAGCAUGCAGAAAAUGAUAAUAUUACAUCUGUAAUUUUUGGCAGUGGUACAUUUGAAUCAAUGAUAAAUGGCUGCGGAUUUGGCGUGUCAGGCAUGCAAUCUCACACCUUGGCUAAAAAAAUGUUUGAUGGCUACAGGCAACAUUUCAAAGACACAGCUGAAACUGUCAAAUUACAAGCGUUAAUGAGUUACUACAUCCAUGAAAACUAUGGAUCCUACCAUUAUGCAAAGGCAUCAACCUUAGCACAAUAUUUGAAAUUUGAAUAUGACAAGCUCUUAAACCAAUAUGACGUCAUAAUUAUGCCGACACUGAAAGAAACAGCAAGUGAAAUUCCACCUCAACAUGCCUCUGUUACAGAGAAGAUAACUAGUGUGUUUUAUGUGAAUAAAAACACAGCAAUAUUCAACAUAACAGGACAUCCGGCGUUGUCAUUGAAUUGUGGAUUCGAUAAGGAUUUGCCAGUGGGGUUGAUGAUUGUUGGAAAGCAUUAUGAUGAAUUGGGUGUAUUAAAUGCGGCUAGUAUAUUUGAAGAUGUCUUCGCAAAGUGGUUGGACAAAAAGAAUGUUUGUACUUGAUUUGACAAUUGUCUGACCAAUAUGGCUUAAUAUAUUUGACGAUUCUCUGAAUAUACCACUUAGUUUAUAUUAUAUAUUCUAAAAUAUAUAUAUUAUAUGUUCUAAAACAAACCAAUUUUAUGAUAUCGGCUACAAACUUAGAUUUAAAGGGGAGCAUCCUUUGCUAUCCUUUUAAGUUUUCAUUUAGUUUUAUAUAAACGCUAUUAAACAUGCCAACAUUAUUUAUUUUUUUGUUAUCUUCACAAGUCUAAUUUUUACUCAGUUGCACCUGGGGUUUUGGCUAUUGUUAGCUACUUCUGGCUAGAAGUUAAAAGUAGUCAAAUACAGUUGGCUACAACACAAUUCUCAAGCGAUAAUUCUUAUACAAAAGGCAGUUCUGUAACAAUAGGCUAAAGGCUAUGUUUUUAUUUAAACUGGCAUUUACAUUUUCUAUUUUCACGAAAACUAAGAAAAGAUGCUUAGUGGUUGUUUUGGCUGGGAGGGGUAACAAUAGGCUGUUUCCUGUGUUUUUAUUUAAACCGAAGAUGCAAUAAAGUUUUUUUUAUCUAUACGCAUGUGCAACAUGGUUUACCUGGACUAAGCGCUCCACCCAGUGUCCCAAUUAAGUGUCAUUUAUUCUGUUUUUGCUUUGACAGGGUAACAAUAUGUUGUAAUCUCUGUUUUUAUCUGAGCUAUAGUUGCGGAAAAAGUUAUAUUUAAAAAAUAUAAUACAACGGAAAUGUUGUAUCCCUAUGAA
This is a messenger RNA of Hydractinia symbiolongicarpus, 2529 nucleotides long. RefSeq names its product amidase-like. Lineage: Eukaryota; Metazoa; Cnidaria; Hydrozoa; Anthoathecata; Hydractiniidae. Gene Ontology annotation, molecular function: catalytic activity. The transcript has 5 exons. The record is from RefSeq and is a predicted model, not a curated record. Bases 231 to 1793 code for a protein of 520 amino acids.